UAAAAAGAUAGGAAACAAAAAAAUAUCAAAACAAAACGGAAUUUCCAAUUGACGAGCAGAACAGCCAGCCGGCAAUAUCGCCGUACCAUAAUUUUUUGAUAAAGAAAAAAAAAAUGUUUUUUUUUUUCUUCACUCUAAAUCCACUUUUAUAAGCUAGAGUAUAAAGUCUGUUUUGAUUUAGUCGCUAUUUAAAUCUCAGUGAUGAAAGAAGUAAAAAAUUAAAUACAAUGAAAUAUUUUAAAUCAUAUAAAAAAAAUUAAAAACAACAAUAAAACAAAAAUUUAAUUAAUCUACUAAGACAAUAAAAGAUAGUGAGAAAAAAAGUGCAAAAUUGUGAAUUAAAAUUAAAACAAGAGAAAAAAAAGCAAAAGAGAAUAAAAAGAGAGCCUGUUUUUUUUUAUUUUUAAUUCAACAUUCUUUUUUUAAUUUAUUUUAAAAAUAUAUAAAAAUUUUAAAUAAAUUUCUAAAAAAAAAAAUAGAAAAUAGAAAUUAUUUAAAAAAAAAUAUAAAAAAUAGUUAAAUUUAUAAAAUAAAUAUCUACUAUUCUAUUUAAGGAUAUUUAAUUGGAUGAUAAUUAUCUUAAAAUAACCAGUAACAAGCUAUAUAUAGUGUAUAUCGUUAUCAGUAUAUACAGAAUAUAUAUAUAUGCAUACAUAAAUUGUUUAUCACGCUGCUAAAAUUUGUAAACAUAAAAGGAAAAGAGAAGAAAAAUUAACCUAUAUUUUCACGACAAAAAUAAUAUCGAAUUUUUCGUAUAAGAUCCUUGCAAAAAUAUAUAUAUUCAUCAAUAUUUAAAAGAAGUUCGAAUAUAAUCUGUUAUAUGCAAGCAUACGUGUAUGAAUGUUUAUUAAAUCGAAAAAAUUAUAACAUAGAACAAGAUUAUACGUUGGAAGGAAGACAAACAAAAGAAAAGAAGGAUAUUCUGACAUACAUAAAUAAAAAUAUAAGAACAUAAUUUAGGAAGAAAAAAAUAUAAAUCAAAAUAAAUUUGCCAUCAACAAAAAUAAAUUAAAUUCAUUAAAACUUGUUAAAUAAUUUAUGAGAUUUUCCCACUUUACUUUUUAAAUCUUUUCAAUUUUUUUCUGCUACUUUGGAAGUUGAAUCUCAAUUAAUUUAAUAUUAUUUGUUAAAUAAAUACAAAAAUUAGGGUAUAAUAUCAAAAAGUAUAGUUAUACAUAUCCACAAUCAGUGAUUUACAUACAUAUACAUUACGUAUGUGUAUAACAAAUAAUUAUUAUAAAACAGCAACAGUUUUAUAAUUAAAAUCAACAGUAUAAUAAUAUUCAAAUUAGAACUUAAUAAUAAUAAUAAUUAUAAUUAUAAAAUAAGAAAUUAAGAACAUCAUAUCCAUCCUAUAUAAUAAAAUUUACAAUGUCUUCUUAUACAUUUACAUUAGCAGCUCUUCUAUUAUCAUUAACAUUAUUUAAUAAUUUAAAUUUAUAUGCAAAUGCUAAAAAUGUAUAUUCACCAUGUGGUGCAUAUAUUAAAGAUCAAUCAAUUAUUGAACCAUUUUUUGAAAUUUAUAAAUUAAAUGGUAUUAGAAUAUCAAUACCAAUGUUAGAUUUUGGUAUGAAAAGUUUUAAAUUUCAUGCUAAUAUAAAUGAAUUAAUAUCAUUAGAUGAACCUGGUACAAUAAAUGGUGAAGCAAAAUAUUCAAAAUAUACAAAUCAAUGGAAUAUAUAUUUAGAAAAUCAUAACCUUAAUGUUGGAGAUCGAAUAAAUUAUUGGUAUGAAAUAAAUAUAAAUGAUACAACAAAAAGAUAUCAAAAAGUUAUGCCGUAUAUUGUACAAUAUUUAAUACCAGUGCCACCAAAUUUUCAUAGUUAUCAUGAAUCACCAGAAAUUAUUACAACCACACUAAGUACCCCAAUUGAAUAUGAAAGAACAACUACUAGACCAACAUGUUCGAUUCAUUGUAAUACCGAUGAAAUUAGAAAACUCCAAAAUGAAAUUUCUUUUCUUAGAAACGAAUUAAAUAAAGUACAACAAGAUUUUAUUGUAAUAACACAAGAAAUAGAUACACUCAAAAAGAAAAUUCAAUAUGAAAAUAUUGAUGAAAAUAUUGAUAAUGAAUCUACAGAAUUAUUAUUGACAAGUAAAAAACCAUUUCCAUAUAAUAAUGCUAUCGAUGAUGUUAGAUUUAUAAUAUCGGAAAAAUUACAUCAAUCUAAUUUAGAAUUAAAAAUUGUUCAAGCUAGAUAUACCCGUUGUGGUAUUUUAUUUGAAAUGAUAUCACCAAAUGUAAAACGAUUCUUAUUAUCACAGGCACAGAAAAAUUUUUCAAAAAAUUACCAUAUACAAAUUAAGGAACCAAGUGAAGUUAAUAAUUGUAUUGAUGAUAAAACAGCUGAAGAUGAAAAUGAUGAAGAUAUUUCAAUUCAUUCUCGUAUUGAUUAGGAAUAAAUUUUAGAAAUAUAUAUUAUAUAAGUAUAUAUAAAUAGUAUUUAUUUUAUUAUAUAAGUUAAUAAUUAUAAGUAAAAUUAAAAAAAAUUAAUUCUAAAGUUUGUUA
Messenger RNA from Condylostylus longicornis, 2509 nucleotides. RefSeq lists its product as uncharacterized. The record is from RefSeq and is a predicted model, not a curated record. Gene Ontology annotation, molecular function: carbohydrate binding. The coding region runs from base 1372 to 2397 and encodes 341 amino acids. The transcript has 3 exons. NCBI's taxonomy places the organism in Eukaryota, Metazoa, Arthropoda, Insecta, Diptera, Dolichopodidae.